UGAGUGACCUGCCCUUGCAGAGAGGCUCCUGAGAGCCCCUAAAAAGCAGGCGCUCGGUGGAGCAGGAGACAAUGGGCCAUAGCAACCAGCUUCAACAUUAUAAAAAGAGUACAUUUCCUCCACUUCUGAAUACUUAUCAGGCACUUCCUGGCAGAACUGAGGGUGACGGAAACCAAAAACAAAUGAUCAAAGAUAAAAAAAGGCAGAAGAGUAACAACCAGCCAACACUUUGUGAGGUAGACAAAGAAGAAGUAAUGAAACAGGCCCUUUUGGAACAGCGUCAUCAUGAAACGUACAAGAAUCUCCAGAAGCUGAAAAAUGCCAUGUAUGUGCACCAUAAAGAUUUACUGAAUAAGAAAGUUCAAAAGCAGCAAAUUCAGAUCCAAAUGUCUGAUCUCAGGUUCAAGCAAAUUCUUGAACACCAAGGAAGAAAAAAGUGUACGCCUCGACGUCAAGUGCCCUGCUGCAGAUUAUCUCAUGAUGCUAAGUACCUUGAGUCUAUUCCACAGUCCAGUAAUUAUCUGAUUGUAGGAUUGCAGAAUGAACUGAUUAGACAAGGAAUCUUAAAGAGCCAGCAAGAUUAUGAAGACUUUUGGACACUGAUCCUAGAAGGCAGUCACAAUACACAGCUUAAAGAGAAACUUCAGGCUGUAAAAUCAAAAAUGAUUGCUCUUAAGUCUUCACCUUCACAUGCUCAUGGGAGAAGCAGUGCAACAGAAUUAACCAAAGCUCUUCUGAACAAAUGCUACGGACAGCUGAAAAAAAACUCAGAAGCUGUACUGGGAUCAGCAUCCCACCAACCUCCAAUUCAUCAUCCAAGCAAACAUAUGAAGCCCCAAGAAGAAACUGAGCAAAUAUUUCCUAAGAUGCUGUUUUCUUGGCUUUCUGAAUUGCAAAAAAAUCCUGAAGAGCAAUCCAGAACUUGGCAGGUGAGCAAAACUUGGAAAAGGAAUAGGAAGCAUUAUGAACAUGAAAGGCAUCUCAUUUAUUUGCACCAUAUGUAUUAUCUCGCACUUCUUAAUAUGAAAUCAUCCAAAAGGCUGCUGGAGAAAAAUGGCCAGUUUGCAGUGACUGAACAAGAAUAUGAUGUCCAUGACCUGAUGGAUUAUUUGUUUCCAAAUCAUCAUAAACAACCUGGAACCAGCCCCACUGAAAGAGAGCGAAGAGAAAAUGUACUUCCAGUUUUGAUGAGAAAGAAGCAGCAGGAGCAACAUCACAGGGGCCCCUCCAAAAUGAGCAGAGUUUUUAAAGGCUUGAGAAAUGGGUCAGAGCAAAAACAAGAUGAAGAUAGAGGAGACACUGAAGUUUUGAAGGAUCAGAAAUCCAAUGUCCAUGUCCUGCCUGAAAUGAUCCCUGUGCCUCUAACCCUGGAAGAUGUGGUUCUGAAGAAUCGGGUUGUGGAGGCAAAAUCAGCAGUUACUUACUGGAUAAAUUAUGCAGACAAAGAAGCAGCCCUUUCCUAAGCUGGAAAACGACGGAAAAAAUAUAGAAUUCAAAAUAGGAAUAAUCAAGUGCAGUUUUGUAUUUGUAGAUCAAAGAGCUACAUAACUUGCAGACUCUGAUAUGUAAAAUAUGAAAUCCAUAUACUGUCACUUUACUUCUUACAAUCCUGAUCCUAUUUGAAAUAAAGGGGAAUUUUGCCAUUCAUUUAAAUUAGACCACUAUUAUGUAAUGUUUAAAAAGAUAUGGUAUAUGUGUCUUAUUUUAUGAAAACCAAUAAUUUACUGUGGUAUUUUGCUAGCCAGCAAAUUGACUUGUGCUCCUGUAGUGAAGACUGUUUGUGAUUAAAUCAGUGAUAAUUUCUCAACUUGAACUCUCACAUGGAGCAGUGACAUCAAAGGAAGGAAAUAAAGAGGGUAAGCGUACUUUAAGUGAUCAAUUACUGAGACGCAAGAUUUCCUUCUGAGAAAGCAGACAAAUUGUCUAUGGCAACCCGUUAGAAAUGUACUCAGCUUCAAAAAUAUACAAGUUCUGUAUGGUCUUAUAGUAAUUUCUCUCUAUAUAAUCCAUAUUUCAAGCCUCUUAGUA
Molecule: messenger RNA, 2028 nt
Organism: Alligator sinensis (Chinese alligator)
Lineage: Eukaryota; Metazoa; Chordata; Crocodylia; Alligatoridae
Exons: 14
Coding region: 72-1463 (463 amino acids)
Source: RefSeq, a predicted model, not a curated record